GCUCGCUUUUCUUCAUGUUAAAUCUGCACUCAACAAAAGUGAAUCCUCUUCACAUGGUUUUCCUUCAAUUUUCAAAUGUCUCAGGCUAAAUAGUUCUGAAUGUCAUUUUGUCCUAACGCCAUCCUUCGUUCCCGCUUGAACGUUGGACUGUCUCCGUCCGCCUGGACGAGUCCGAGACUAUGGCAUCGGCAAAGAGGCACGACGUUAACGUUGCGCCGUCUGUUGAGCGGUGCUCCAGGUUCAAGCGGCAAUAGUUUGGAUAAGCUUAGGGUUGUCGACAAUGAUCUGCCAUCACCGGAAGCCUCCCAGCAAAGCGUCGCCCAGAGUAUCCUCCAUCUGAGGAGCACCGCCGCCCGUCCCUCGCCUGCCUACUCCAGUCACUACCGAGAUAUCACAAUACCCGAUACAUUAGGACUAGAAACUCCUUAUAAAUUCCCUCUUGAAUAUCAAAAUGGACAAGAGACGCUUUCGAUGGAGGCAGAAGAUGAUACGAGCGUGCCUGCGAACGCGACGAUGAAAGCCGACCAUGUGAAAACGAUAUCCGUACCAUCAACGCGAAAGUGGAAAGAUGAUCGUCUACGUCUUCAAGCGUUAAUUGAACAGCUUAAUCGACAAGCCCAAGAGUUAGGGAAGCCUAUGACGGCACGGUCGAUACAUUUGGAUGCCAGCAUCAGGUUAAAAUCGCUCUACCGCCGCCCGUUAGGCUUUCGACAGUGGAAGUCGGCAUGCCUUGAAUUGUUCUCAGCCAAGUCCGAUGACCGCGAAAUUAGCAAUCCUGCAUUAAUACCUGCACUCAACGAAAGUGACUGGGAUCUUUUCCGAAAAAUACAGGAGGACGGCCUAGACAGUUUUAAGGAGGCCUGGGAAGAAAUGAAUAGGCCUGCCAAAGCAUCUCAUUGGCAACGGCUGGCAUUGCACCUGCUACAACAGUCUCCCGACCUUAUGUUGAAAUUUCUGUUGGUCACUUGCCAGAGCAGUGAUAUACCUAAUUUCAACAUGGUUGUAGACUCCUUCAUAUACCUCGAACAGUUCCACCGGGAUGCACUCACCGAAUGGAAAGAGGGCGAAUAUACAUACGACUCGGUCAUCGAGCUCUGUCUCGAUCCCAGGGACUGGCCGAUAUUACGUGUCACACAGAAAGGUAUUUGGCUUUUCCUGCAGCGAGCCAGUCACAAAGGCCUGGUCCUUGCCCUCCGGACGGUGAACGAGCGCCAGACCAGUCUUACAGGCGAAACCGUCUUGGUAUUCAUGCGUCGCUUUAUGGAAAUGAAGGACGUUGACAAGGCUCUGGAAACUUUGCAGCUCUUAAGUACGAUUGACCAAGAGGAGUUUGCACUGGACUCCCAAGUGGUGAUGCGUACCUGCUGUAAGCUGCUUACUCUGGAUACGGUGCAGACACAGGAUGGAGUACGCAACUUUCAUAUCCUUCCAAGGCUUCUUGAACUCGGGAUUCGUCCUGACCGAGACAUGAUGAACGUUGUCUUAUCAAAUGCCUUCAAAACCGGAGACCCGGAGCUAGGCUUCGACGUUCUCGACUUCAUGAAGAGCCAUAAUCACGAGUUCGAUUCUUACACUUAUAUGACCCUUCUCUGUGAUGCCGUUGCCCGUGGCGAGCGUCAUCGCGUGGAUUUAUUACUGCAAGAAAUCCAAUCGCAGGAUCAGCUAAGAGAAAAUCCAUUCCUCUCUAGCAAGCUAUUCCAUGCUCACUAUGUCUUCACCGCUAAACAUAUGGACACCGAUGCCGAUGCUUCUGAAAUUUUCUCCUCAAUGCUCAAUAUGUACAAUGAGCUGCAUGACAUCACGCCGUUAAAGGAGCUUCUUAUUGUUCCGCCUAAUUAUACCCCUCCAAUCAGGGGCAUGAACAGCCCACCAUCCAGGAUUGCUAUGUACAUCAUGCUAGCAACUUAUUUCCGCUGCCAGAAAGGGACUUCAAACAUCAAUCGAGUCUACUCGAGGUUUCGGGCCCUGUUGACAGAAGGCAAUGAGAUGAUUGCGCCUCUGGCAGAAACGGAUCAUAUUUACAACGAGUUUAUCGUGGCGUUUCGCGACUCGCCUCGCAACUUGCGCCGCUGCGUACGAAUUGUUGAGGACAUGCUUUCGCACAUUGCCCAAGAUGGAGUCAUCGAGGGGGAAAACGGGAAUAGGUUCAUCCAUGCCAAACCGAGCGUGCGUACCUGGUCCAUCCUGCUUAGCGCCUUCAUCUUCAACAAGCAACUGUUUGCUGCGGAGAAAGUGAAGGAGAUGAUGGCAAAGUACAAUAUCCAGUUCAAUGAGGUCACCUGGAACCACGUCAUCAGCGGCUAUGCUAAUGCCCAGAUGAUCCCCGAAGUCGCCCAGGCGAUCAAGUCCAUGGAAGAAGACGGAUACUCUGCUGACGCGUACACCGUGCGGAGCCUUCGCUACCUCCGUGACCCGGAGCGUCUAUGGGUUGCCGUCGAUGAGCUGGAUGCCAAUUCCGAAGCAUUGGAUGCCCGUCUAGCCCCCUUCGCGAAGCCAAGCGAGUUCGCCGGGGAACCGGAAAAGGAACACGAGCAUCUACUGGAUCGCGGCCUCCAGAAUCUGAAGAUGCAACUUCAGUCUUGAUCUAUAAUACCCCUUUCAGCUUCGAAAAUUACCUCGAACCAUGUGCUUUGCGAUGGCAUAUAUACUCCUAGGAAACAGGCGCAGGUGUUUUGCGGUGCAUAAAGCAGUGCUAUUUUAGAUUUUCUCAUGUAUAAUAAUUGCAUAUGUACAACAGACAUAGAAGAAUCAUGACUUAAAUUUCUAACUGUGAAUCGCCAUUCAUUUAGUAGACUACCAAGCUCGAGGCUUGGCCCAGUGUAUUGUGUGAGGCUUGGCCCAGUGUAUUGUGUACAGGAUCUAACCACCGAAGAAAAUCGAGAUCUAGCCAUUAUGUUAGU
Molecule: messenger RNA, 2900 nt
Organism: Penicilliopsis zonata CBS 506.65
Lineage: Eukaryota; Fungi; Ascomycota; Eurotiomycetes; Eurotiales; Aspergillaceae
Exons: 1
Coding region: 100-2583 (827 amino acids)
Molecular function (GO): protein binding
Source: RefSeq, a predicted model, not a curated record